Molecule: messenger RNA, 8132 nt
Organism: Capra hircus (goat)
Lineage: Eukaryota; Metazoa; Chordata; Mammalia; Artiodactyla; Bovidae
Gene: ADRA1D
Product: adrenoceptor alpha 1D
Exons: 2
Coding region: 963-2657 (564 amino acids)
Biological process (GO): positive regulation of cytosolic calcium ion concentration; adenylate cyclase-activating adrenergic receptor signaling pathway; cell-cell signaling
Cellular component (GO): membrane
Molecular function (GO): alpha1-adrenergic receptor activity
Source: RefSeq, a predicted model, not a curated record
UGGAGUAAAGUAACAGUGCAGAAGUUGGUAUAUGCAGACUGAUGUGUCCUGGGCAGGGUCAAAAGUGCUAUAACCAUAUAAGUAGUCUCUUGUUCCUUCCCCAUCACAGGCCCCUCAAAGCUUCAGACCUUCUCCCUGGCUCUCCACACCAAGACACUGGACGGAGGUGACUGAGAUCCUCCCUUGUCCAAUACCCUGAGAGAAGAAAGGAGGUGCAGCAGAUUCAUCCAGGCUGUCCCUGGAGGUGACCCGCCGCAGCCCGGCGAGGUCCAGGCCGCAGUCUGCAGAUCUCAGGCGCUUGCUGCUCUCUGACGCCCACCGGGGACCCCGGAAUCGCACCUUCUACUCUCAGCGCACCUAAGGGCGCCAGCAGUGACCGCGACGCUGGGGAAAAGGCGGCAGGAAGACGCAGCUGAGAGAUAAGGGUGAGGAGGCUCUGGAGGGACGCGGGAGAGGGCCGGGAGCGGAUCGCGAAGAGAGAGGGCCGGCGAGGGCAUCUGAGGUGCGCAGGGGUGGCUGACGCGGGGUCGGAGUGUGAGCCAGCGCUGCCGCCCCUCGGAGCGCAGAUCCCCUUCAUCACGCGAGUGUGGCGCCGGGUCCCUCGGAGCCGGCCACCCCCUCCUCCUUCCUCGCGCUGCCCCGGCUCGGUCCCGCCCCCGGCGCUCAGGAGCGAGCGCCACAGCGGUCGCCGCCCUCCAGCCCGGCCGCCGCUUUGCCAGCUCGCCUGGGCACGCUGCGGGAGCGGCCGCGUCGCCGGCCCAGGCUCCACUACGGUUCUACUACGCGGCCAGCCCACUCCGCGCGCUAGCAGCUGCGCUUCACGUAGAAGGAACGGGAGUAGGACCCUGACAAGACAGGCGCGUUGGGCUGGAGACGGAGCCCCGAGGCUAUGCCCGCUGCCCCACGCUGUACCAGUCGCUCGUCGUGUGCCCAGGCCGGGCCCCCGACGGCCGCGCGUUGAGAUGACUUUCCGCGAUCUCCUGAGCUUCAGUUUCGAGGGACCCGGCUCGGACAGCAGCGCCAGGGGGACUGGUAGAGGGGGAGGCGCGGGCGGCGCUGCCGCCUCGGAGGGCCAGGCGGUGGACGGCGUGCCCGGGGCCGCGGGCGGCGGCGGCGGCGUGGUGGGCGCGGGCAGCAGCGAGGACAACCGGAGCUCCGCUGGAGAGCCCGGGAGCCCCGGCGCCGGCGGCGAGGUGAAUGGCACAGCGGCCGUCGAGGGGCUGGUGGUGAGUGCUCAGGGAGUGGGCGUGGGCGUCUUCCUGGCAGCCUUCAUCCUCACAGCUGUGGCGGGCAACGUGCUGGUCAUCCUCUCGGUGGCCUGCAACCGCCACCUGCAAACGGUCACAAACUAUUUCAUUGUGAAUUUGGCUGUGGCCGACCUGCUGCUGAGUGCCACAGUGCUCCCCUUCUCGGCCACCAUGGAGGUUCUGGGCUUCUGGGCCUUUGGCCGGGCCUUCUGCGACGUCUGGGCCGCCGUGGACGUGCUGUGCUGCACGGCCUCCAUCCUCAGCCUCUGCACCAUCUCGGUGGACCGGUACGUGGGUGUACGCCACUCGCUGAAGUACCCCUCCAUCAUGACCGAGCGCAAGGCAGCAGCCAUCCUGGCGCUGCUCUGGGCCGUAGCUCUCGUCGUGUCCGUGGGGCCACUGCUGGGAUGGAAGGAGCCGGUGCCCCCUGACGAGAGCUUCUGCGGCAUCACAGAGGAGGCAGGCUAUGCUGUCUUCUCCUCCCUGUGCUCUUUCUACCUGCCUAUGGCAGUCAUCGUGGUCAUGUACUGCCGCGUGUAUGUGGUGGCGCGAAGCACCACGCGCAACUUGGAGGCGGGCGUCAAGCGCGAGCGCGGCAAGGCCUCAGAGGUGGUGCUGCGCAUCCACUGUCGCGGCGCCAGCACUGGCUCAGCUGAGACCCACUGGGGGAUGCACAGCACCAAGGGUCGCACGUUCCGCAGCUCACUGUCGGUGCGUCUGCUCAAGUUCUCCCGCGAGAAGAAGGCGGCCAAGACGCUGGCCAUUGUCGUGGGCGUCUUUGUGCUCUGCUGGUUCCCCUUUUUCUUCGUCCUGCCACUGGGCUCCCUGUUUCCACAGCUGAAGCCCUCAGAGGGCGUCUUCAAGGUUAUCUUCUGGCUGGGCUACUUCAACAGUUGUGUGAAUCCACUCAUCUACCCCUGCUCCAGCAAGGAGUUCAAGCGUGCCUUCUUCCGCCUCCUGCGCUGCCAGUGCCAUCAUAGUCGCCAGCGCCGCCGCCCACUCUGGAGUAUCUACAGUCGCAACUGGCAAGCUUCAAACGGCAGCCCACACCCAGACUGCACUCCUGGCCCAGGUGCCAUACCCACCAGGGCCCCACAGGCCUUCACUGUGCCCUCAACCCCUGGCUCCCUGGGCGCACCCAAAGCACAGGCUCCAGCUGUCCCCUGUCGAAAGAUGCCCUGCACCUUCCGUGAGUGGAGGCUUCUCCGGCCAUUCCAGAGACCUGCUGCCCAGCUGCAUGCCAAAGUCUCCAGCCCGUCGCAAAAGAUCCACACCAGAGAGGCCACGUGCGCCCUGCACUCAGAGGUGGAAGUGGUGUUCUUAGGUAUCCCCCACGAUGCAGCUGAGGGUACUACCUGCCAGGCUUAUAAACUGGAGGACUACAGCCAUCUCCAAGAGACUGAUAUUUAAGGACCUUGAGUUAGGCCAAGGAGUAUGCUGGGGUGGCGGGAAGGGUAUGGAGAAGGAGACUGUCUUUGUUCAAGAGGCUGGUAAGAAUCAGAGACCCAGAAACUAAUCAGCAUCAGUUUUGGCAACUGCUCUCCAGCAUCUGUGAGGAACUGAGAUGGGUUGAGGGUUUUGAAAGUUAUGGGCUCCCCAUCCUGGACACAGACGCCCCCAGCUCCUCCUUUCAAGAGAGGGGCUACAGGCUCCUUGAGGCCAUUUGCUUCCAAUCCCUGCUUGAGAAACACUGCCCCGUCUAUGCUGUGAAUCCUGGGUAGGUGGCCCCAAGUAUAGCCAGGCAGCCCUGUCCCUCCUCUUGGGGAGGAAAGGACACAGAGGCCUUGCCUGGCUGUUCCCAAUGCCUCCCCUCCAGGAAAGGUCGCUGGGGCCAAGGAUUCUCAAUGGACACAAUUUCUCCUUAGUGCAGACUGGAGAAAUCCAGUGAGCGUGCCAUUGCCACCGGCAUACUUUGGUGGCAGAAUAAAGGACUGUCCUAGAAGCCUAUUGUAUAACCUGCAGGCCACUCUGCCCUACAGAGGCUCUGCCUUACCCCUCAUUUUGUCUUCCAAAGGGCCUUGCUGUUUACACUCUGUAUAUAGCUCCUUAUGCCUGUGCCCAUCACUUCUUGCUGGGAUCUAGAACCAUCAAAUGGGGAGAGCUUUGUCAUUUUUAGACAUAUUUAUUGGUCAGGGUACUUCUAUUUUCUCCAAACUGUGCAAACUGUUCCUCUUUAGCUUACAACCCAUAAAGAACUCCUUUUUGUACUAAAGGCCCACAACAGGAUAAAUUGAGUUAUCCUGUGAUCUGUGUUCACUUUUUAGUCUCAGCCUAACUGUCUCUUUAACUGAUGGCUACUCUCCUUUGGGACUGAUGACCGAUCAGCAUGACCAAAAGAUUGGGAAUUUUGUUGGCUCUUAAAACUCACAUAAUUAGUCUUUGAAAGCAAACAAAGUUUAAUUUUUUCAGUCUCACCAGAUGCAUCUGUGAUGCUCUCAGGGCCUCAGUCUGGAAGGUGGCCAUCAGUAAAAUGGGUGAAACAUUACUUUACAUGAAAAAAUAUACAACCCCAAGUAGACGUGUGUACAUGGUGAGUGAGAAAACACCUACCUGGAACUGUGCUUAUUAGCGCUGAUGGUUCAACAAACCAUCCAAAAUUUGUUAUAUUCCCAAAAGGGUAUAGGUAGUUCAGUCUUCAGCUAGAUAAUACCAACCACACAUAUCCAACCAGCAAAGGAAUGAUGAUGGUAGCCCAGUGGACCUUUGGAAGGAGAACUGCUAGAUAACACCCUGGGGUGUCUGGAGUGGAGGUGUUCUGAAACAGGAAGAACCAACUGCUGGGGCCAACAUGGACCAGUAUUUUCAACCAGAAGCUUCCUGUAGUAGGGAGAUAGUCUGUUGAAAAGGUCACCACAAAUUCAAACUCCUCAUCCCAAUAUUACAAGGUAAAAAGACAGCCAAUAUCAUCUGGGCUCAGGAGCAGAAAUUUCGCCCUGUGGAUCUAGCAAGUACUGGACUUUCAGGCCUGGCAUCCCCCAAGGCACAGGAGGAGCAGUUAAAGGCAGAUACUGGGAGCAUGUUGCAUACAUCAAAGAGGGCCCCAUCUUGCAGCACAUUGGCUGCCCUAACACUGGGAACACUGGCACAGCCCCCAGAAUCUUCUCACAGAGGUGGGGCCAUCUGUCAAAGCAAGAAGGCAGACCCUUAUGUCAAUGUAUUGAACACUGGGCUUCCGAGCAGGAGAGUUCAACAGCAGGGGAGGGUCUCUUAGAGGGUUCCCACAUGCCAAGGCAGUUGAGCCCACAGGAGGUCCAUAGUGGGGACAAGGGAUAAAUGUGGAGAGAUAGCUUUCAUCAGAAGGAUUUAAGUGGUGGGGGAGGGGGGCAGGGGUUGCUCCCUGUCCUGGAUGACAGUGGAUGUAGAGACAGGUGGGGUCAGCAGCUUGCCCAGUACUUUCUGUAGGCUUGAUGACCAAUCAACAAAACAUGUCUGACCUUUAAGCCUCAGCUUCAGUCUCCUGCACAUGGGGCCCUCAGCACAAAGCUGGCAGCCUCUUAUGCCCUCCAUACCAGGGAACAAGCCUUCAGGAGAGGGGGGUGGGGCUACAGAGUCCCUAGAGAGGCUGUACCACAGCAAGGGCAUCCAGUGACCCAGUUCUAAACAUCAAUAAAGCACUGAGUUGCUGACUUUGUUCUCAGGACAUGGCAAAGAGUCCUGGAAUAGCCAAGAGGAAUGGAGGGAGUAGUAACAGCCUUUCUAAAGGAAGGAGCCUCUUGCAAGUGGUUUUGGGACAUCUGGAAGAAGUGCAUUCACUGCACCACUUUCUGGGUCUUCAGGUGCCCCAGCCCAGUCCACAACUGAGGGAGUAGAGAAGACUCUCUCAGUGCCCAUGAAAAUGGGACUAAGUGUUCCUUUACACAAUCCUCAAGAGAUGGAGUGAAGCCUGAAGGAGUCAUGAGUCAGAAGGAUGCUCCUGUGAGAUUUGACAGAGACAGAAGCAAGCCUCCAAGGGCACUGAUAUUUGCCCAAUUCCACCACCCACCCCACCCCCGCCCCCUGCCAAUUCCUUAGAAAGCUGCAUUCCCGCUUCCAAGGUCCCAGCUCCAGUCCAUCCUCCCUUUCCAGCUGGGCUCUAGCCACCCAUCUUGCUUUCUUCCCACAGUCUCCAGGACCUCUGUCCCAGCAUCGCCCAGGCCUGCUUUUGCAAUUCACCUGGGGCCUUUCAUUUCCCCAGUCUCCUCCCUGUCUGUCUCUGCCACAGUCCACACUGGUGGCCACUCCCUGUUUCCUGAAAUAUUCCUCCCCCUGCCUGAUCCACACCCCUGGGAUCUUCUGGUCCCCUGAUCACAUUCUCUCCACUCUCUCUCUCUGCCUCCUGUGCAGGUGCCUCUAUGGUCUUCAGUGUCCCCAAGGUUCUUUUCUUAUCUCAACUUGCCACCCAAUCUCAGCCACUCCAAAUCAUCAUAAUGACCACUUGUACAUAAAUGGGUCCCAAAUAUCUGUCUCUAGCUCCAAAUGUGUGUGAUCACCCUCCCCUGGAUGACCUCAGACACCUCAAAUACAAGCCCUCCAGCCUCCUCCAAAGUCAUGUCCUCUACUUCUUGCAGGCAUGACAAACCCACUGAUGCUGAAGCUUCAGGCUCUCAGAGGCUCUGGGCCUGCCUGCCCUUUCUGCUUGCCAUUAUCUUCCCAAGACCUCCUUCCAAGACCCCUGGCUCAGAAUUAAGCCCUGAGUGGCCCUCAGCCUCUCUGGUAGUUCACAUCAAGGUCAUCCAGGCUUAGAGUUCACCAAUAGAAUCCAUAUCUUCAUCCACUAUGAGGAAGUGGGCUGUCUGACCCCAGGCUACUCAAGACUAGGUGUGAGCAUUCAUUAAAUCCUGGAUCGAUGGAGUUGCCCCAUUACCCUUUCCUGCCACACUGCUCCAGUGCCCACCUGAUGGCUGGCCAACAUCACUGUCUUUGUAAGACCCUCCCUACAGCCAGUUCUACCAGUCCUCAAGGAGCUAGAGCCUGCAUCCUUCUCCAGCCAGAGAGCCAGCUACACCCUGUUCUUCUGAAGAAAGAAGUCUCCCGCUCCGCAUGCCCUGCUGCCCAGGCCCCGCCUGAAGCCCCACUCUGCAAGCCGCUCACACCAGCAGCAGCACUACAAGCCAGGCCCUUAGUCCCUCUGGUUCCAGGCGCUGACAGGUCCUGGGGAAAGUUUUUGGACCUCAGUGACUUGUCAGAACUCAACUCCUCUGUGCCCUCCUGACCCCGUUUCUAUUCCCAUCCUGUCAUACCCCCAGGGGGUUACAUGUUCACUGUCCACUUGGAAAAGAAUUUCCUUUUUUUUCUUCUUCUUGCAGCUCCAAUGAAGCACAAAACCAGAUGCUUAUAAAGGCUAAACCCGUCCCAUAGCCUCUCAGCUCAGAAUAGCUCUCUAGAGAGCCCAGUGGAUCCAGGUGGUGCUGGGGAUGGUAACUUUGGGAAGAGGGGCUGCACUCAGCUCUCCUGAAGGUCUAGGCUGUCACUUCUUCCCUUCCCCAUCCAACACUUUGAGGGAGCAGGGAAACAAAGAAACUGUUGAACAAGACCCUGGCCUACAUUCUCAAAUUGCUCUUGUCUAGAGAAAAAUGAAGCAGGAAUUGCAGGGUGAACUUGGAACCAAGAAGAAAUAUAGGAACUGGGACCACAACAGGCUGAGCUUUUAGAGCCAGGAGCUAGAAGGAAGGACACAUUGGAAGAGGACUUCACCCACGACAUUUGUGGAUAUUCCUUCCAGGAGUUUGACAUUCAUGUGACUCCAUCAUACUGUUCGCAUCCACCUUCUUCUGUCCUGCCAGAAACCAUAGGACUCUCAGCUUCCAUUCCAGAGACAAGCCACAAAGGCUAUGGUUCACUGGCCAGCCUAUGGAUCGACUAAUUAGAAGUCAGGUCUGAACAUCUGGGCAGGCAGAUAGGCAUGAGAUGAAGAACAUAGUACAAAACACAGCUGCCUGGGUACCAGUGUCUGUGAGUAGAGUAAUUCUCCUGGAUGGGGGAGGGGUGAAGCAGAUAACGAAAGACAUAAGCGCCCUGGAUAUGUUGAAAAUGUAGCUGCAAGUAAUAAGGAAGCUGCUUAAACACUGGUUAUUGUUUUUCUCACUUCACAACAGAUGAACUAGGUCAUUUCUGGUAUUGUCAGUCACAUACCCAAGCCCUUUCUAUCUUUGCUUCACAAUCUUUGCUGUGUUGGUUUUUAUCCUCCUUGUCACUUCACCAUGAUCAAUGGUACCAUAGUUCACACUCAUAUUCAAGGCAGAAAAAAAAGAGAAGGGUCUGGGCUAUGGCAUCUGCCUCUUUUUAUCAACAUAGUAAAAGUUUUCCCCAAACCACCCUUCCCCAGCUUACCUCCAGAAGCGGAUGUCAUGACCACCCUGCAAGGGAGACGGGUAACAUAAAAAACAAGCCAGAGUGAUAGGUCUGCAAAGUGGGCCAAAUUUAGCCUACCACCUGAGUCUGUAUAAAGACUAUGAACUAAGAAUGGGUUUUACAUUUUUAAAUGGCUGAGGGUGAAAAAGGUCAAGAGAUUAUUUCGUGAGAAGUGUAUUAUAUGAAAGUCACCCCUUGGCCCACAAAGCCUAAAUUUAAAAAAAAAAAAAAAUUGUCAAAAAGUUUGUUGAUCCUGCUUUAGGGCAACGUGAAUCAUUGCCUCCCAUGGAAACCACUGCUACUCUGAAGAAAAUCACAAUUCUGGCAGCAGGAGGAAGCAAUGGAUAUCAUGCAGGCAGCGCUCAGUGUCUGUCUCAUAGGCCAGUCACCACAAUACAAGCCUUUGCCAGCGAUCUAAUCUGCAAUAGCAUAAGCUAAGAGCGCCCCCUCUCAUCAGGAAGCUAACCAAGGGGGUUUUUUAGGAAGCCCUCUACCUCAAGGAAAUGGCAACCCACUCCAGUGUUCUUGCCUGGAGAAUCCCAGGGACAGGGGAGC